Strongylus vulgaris is the source of this 711-nucleotide messenger RNA. The record is from the annotation of a GenBank genome assembly. NCBI's taxonomy places the organism in Eukaryota, Metazoa, Nematoda, Chromadorea, Rhabditida, Strongylidae.
CACGUCUUCUAUACCUCCACUAGCGACCAGCUUCAAUUUGCCACUCAAUGGCUCUACGUGAACGGAUGUCCGAAUGUCGGGAUGCCAACAACUACUACUUCUCCCAGUCCACCCAUUCCAACCCAAAACCCCAGUGUUCCUUGUCAGCUCACAUCACUCAACUAUGACGUCUACUUGAUCAUCGACACUUCGUCCGCUAUGAGUACAAGCGAUUUUUCGCAGCUCAAACAAGCACUAGUCAACUUCGUGAAUCCUUUUGCUAUCGGAGAUGGCAAAACUCAAUUUGCUUUGGUUUCGACCGCCAUCGACUCUGAACUUUACGGUACAAACUUCCAUAACGGGCAAGACAGGCAAACGCUGAUCAACACCCUGAACACACUUUCUCAAGACGCAUCCCAAGGACAAACUCUCAAAUUAUCUCUUCAAGCCAUCAGCAACACGUUCCUCUCCAAGAACUAUUCAACAAGGAACAAGUUGAUCGUAUACAUCACAGCAACGACAAGCUGGGACACAGACCCUAUCCAGUACAUGAAACAACUGUCACAAACCUAUGGCGUUAAAGCAGUGGCUGUGCAAUGGACAACGGGAGCAGAUCUGAGCUCGUUGGCUUCCUUCGCCGGUGGUUCUUCUUGUACUAAUUCAGCUGCAAAUCGAGCCAAUAUGGCUACUUGGCUUCAGACCAAAAUGUGCAGCCAAUCGUUCUGCCUAUAA